Messenger RNA from Pyrus x bretschneideri (Chinese white pear), 1152 nucleotides. Its product is annotated as protein TIFY 9. The record is from RefSeq and is a predicted model, not a curated record. The coding region runs from base 174 to 803 and encodes 209 amino acids. Gene Ontology annotation, biological process: regulation of jasmonic acid mediated signaling pathway; regulation of defense response; response to wounding. Lineage: Eukaryota; Viridiplantae; Streptophyta; Magnoliopsida; Rosales; Rosaceae. Gene Ontology annotation, cellular component: nucleus. The transcript has 4 exons.
AGCUUAACUCACAUUACAUGAAUCCCGUGCCCUUUAAAGUUGCUCCUCUCUCUCCCGCCCUUGCCAUUUAAUAAGUCGGUCAUCCAAUCCAAACCUCCCCAACCCUUACAUUCUUCCAGAUUCCAAAUUCCAAACCAAACUCUUUCAACCAAUUCAACAAACACCGUCUAAACAUGUCCAGAGCCACUGUCGAGCUCGACUUCUUCGGCAUGGACCAGCACCACCGGGAGGCCCCCUCCUACUCCUCCAAAUCCCAAUUCCAGAAAUUCCUCCACCGACCCAGAAGCUUCCGAGGCAUUCACACCGCCAUGUCCAAGAUCAACCCCGAGGCCUUCAAGUCCGUCAUCACUUCCGGCAAUGCCAGUCCCAGCAUUCCAAAUCCGAGGAAAUCGUUUUCGGUGCCGUCGAGCCCCAAGGUGGAGCAAGUCCUGUUUCCCCGUUUGCCACUCUACGCUCCCACCGCCACUUCCGUUUCCUCUGUCGCGUCUGCAACUUCCGAGAGCCUCCAGGAAACAACGCCGAUGACGAUUUUCUACAACGGCACCGUCUCUGUUUUCAAUGUCCCUCGCGACAAGGCGGAUAGCAUAUUGAAACUUGCUUUGGAAGGAAACUCCCGCAAAGCUGCAGAAGCAGCGUUAGCCGUCGAUCCAAAACUUGCUCUUCAUCCAAGUGAGCAGCAGCAGCAACUUGUGGAUCCUCUUAGCGAAUAUCUACCAAUUACUCGUUCUAAGUCAUUGCAGAGGUUUCUCGAGAAACGCAAAGAGAGGUUGAAUGCGGGUUCUCCUUAUGCUGACCAAACCUAAUUAACGCGUUUAGACAACCAGCACAUGACAAAAGUAGAAGAAGAAGGAGAGGAGACUGUCAGAGAAGACUGAUUCCAACCUCCUAGUCUAAGAAAGAAAAAGCACUUAUUUUAGUAGAAAACGAAAGAUGAGAGCGUAUAUUGUUUCCUUGUGAAGGAUGCAAAAGCACUUGUCGUAAAGUCUCUUUGCACGUUUUAGUGAUGGCCCUUGGCUAUUUGGGGCAUUCAUAUCUAUGCCUGCUUCCUGAAACUUUCAUGUGGUCUUUCAAAGUGGAAUAUUUUUGAGACCAUUCUUUUAUUUGUAAGCUUUUUUAUAUUGCUAUUAUUUAAUAUACUUAUUAUUGUUAUUA